Messenger RNA from Tinamus guttatus (white-throated tinamou), 3021 nucleotides. The record is from RefSeq and is a predicted model, not a curated record. NCBI's taxonomy places the organism in Eukaryota, Metazoa, Chordata, Aves, Tinamiformes, Tinamidae.
AUGUCUUCUCACAGCCGCCAGAAUCCGCUGGGACUUCUCAUUGCCCUGGAUGACAAUAACAACGCGACCGGAGACUUUUUCUGGGAUGAUGGAGAAUCCGCAGGUACUGUUGAAAGCGGUCUCUACAUUUACUACGAGUUUAUCGUUUCUGAUAAUACCUUACAAAUGAAUGUCAUAAACAACAGCUACACUGAUCCAAACAACCUGAUGUUUGAAGAAAUCAAGAUCUUGGGGUUGCCCCUGGAACCAACAGAAGUCACCGUAACUCUGGACAAUGUUGUGCAAAGUUCUUCUCCCAAUAUCACCUAUGAUCGUUCAGCCAAGGUCGCCCAUAUAACAGGACUCCAGCUCCAGCUGGGAACAUCCUACAGGGUACAGUGGAAUCAAGUAUCCAGUAUCAAUGAAAGAUACGACUGCUACCCCGGCAUUAAUGCCACCCAGGAGAAGUGUGAGGAGCUCGGCUGUGUCUGGAACGAAGUAAUCUCGGACGUGGAUAUUCCGCCCUGCUACUACAGCACUGACAACCCUUACUCCGUUGAUCAAGUUGAAUACUCUGCGGAUGGCCUGGUAGCCAACCUCACCCUCGACAACGUCAACACCAAAGCGUAUGAGAACGCAACGCAACCUAUCAGCACGCUGCGCUUGGAGGUGAAAUACCACGACAACAACCUGCUGCAAUUUAAGAUCUACGAUUACCAAAACAAAAGAUACGAGGUUCCAGUGCCACUAAACGUGCCCAGCACCCCCUCGAGCACUGUUGAGGGUCGGCUCUACGACGUGUCCAUCCAAAGGAAACCCUUUGGGAUACAGGUUCGGCGCAAAAGCACAGGCACAGUCAUCUGGGACUCUCAACUCCCCACCUUCACGUUCAGUGACAUGUUCAUUCAGAUUUCUACCCGCUUGGCAUCGCAAUACAUAUACGGCUUCGGCGAGACCGAACAUACCAUGUUUCGGCGUAACAUGAGCUGGAACACCUGGGGUUUAUUCACAAGAGACCAGGCUCCCACUUACAAGUUGAAUUCAUACGGCUAUCAACCAUUCUACAUGGCCCUGGAAGAAGAUGGCAAUGCCCAUGGAGUUCUCGCUUAACUGCUGAACAGCAAUGCCAUGGAUGUGACAUUCCAGCCCACUCCAGCUCUGACCUACCGCACGAUCGGGGGCAUCCUGGAUUUCUACAUGGUUUUGGGCCCAACGCCAGAGCUCGUGGUUCAGGAAUACACUGCACUCAUCGGCCGGCCGGUCAUGCCACCCUACUGGUCCUUGGGAUUCCAACUGUGCCGCUACGGAUACAGCAACGACUCGGAAAUCGCCGAGCUGGUGGCUGCAAUGAAGGCAGCUGGCAUUCCCUAUGAUGUUCAAUACGCGGAUAUUGAUUAUAUGGAGCGGCAAAUGGACUUCACCAUUAGUGAAAAAUUUGCUGGAUUGCCAGAUCUAGUUAACAAAAUAAAACAAGAAGGAAUGAGAUUCAUCCCUAUCCUGGAUCCAACUAUCUCUGGAAAUGAAUCAAAUUACCUCACCUUCACAAGAGGUGUGGAGAAGGAUGUCUUCAUAAAAUGGCCCGAUACCGAUGACAUUAUAUUCUCAAAGGUUUGGCCAUUUCUUCCCAACGUAGAAGUAAAUGAGACACUGCCUGAGCAAACCCAAAUACAGCUCUACGGAGCCCACGCUGCUUUCCCAGAUUUCUUCCGCAAUUCCACAGCGGAAUGGUGGAAGCAGGAAAUCGCAGAGUGCUACAACAACCCCACCAAUGCCUCCAUGAGCCUCAAGUUUGACGGCCUGUGGAUCGACAUGAACGAACCUGCAGCCUUCAUGGAUGGUGCCAUCGGUGGGUGUAGAGAUGAUGUCCUAAAUUACCCACCAUAUAUGCCUCAUUUAGGAUAUCGCUCAGAUGGAUUAAUUGUCAAAACUCCAUGCAUGGAAGGGCAGCAGUAUCUUGCCGAUGGCACCCCGGUGAGACACUAUGAUGUCCACAGUCUCUAUGGAUGGUCCCAAACAAGACCUACCCUUGAGGCCGUGCAGAGCGUCACCAAGGAGCGGGGCAUCGUCAUCACCCGCUCGACCUACCCCAGCAGCGGCCACUGGGCAGGACACUGGCUCGGGGACAACACGGCCGCCUGGGACCAGCUCACCAAGUCCAUCAUCGGUAUGAUGGAGUUCAGUCUCUUUGGCAUCUCUUACACCGGAGCAGAUAUCUGUGGCUUCUUCAAUGAUGCUGAGUACGAGAUGUGUGUCCGCUGGAUGCAGCUGGGCGCCUUCUACCCCUACUCCAGGAACCACAACCAGAAAGGCACGCGGAGGCAAGACCCUGUGUCCUGGAACUCAACGUUUGAGGACAUUUCCAGGGACGUGUUGAAUAUCAGAUACACUCUGUUGCCCUAUUUCUACACGCUAAUGCAUGAAGCCCAUGUCCACGGAAGCACUGUGAUCCGACCCGUGCUCCAUGAGUUUGUGGAAGACAGAACAACAUGGGAAAUAUAUGAACAGUUUCUCUGGGGACCGGCACUGCUCAUCAGCCCUGUGUUGCAGCCAAAUGCUGUAACAGUGGAUGCUUACCUUCCCGAUGCCCGCUGGUAUGACUACCACACGGAUGAACUUUCUACAGUCAGAGGCGAAUUCACAACAUUAUCAGCUCCUUUGGAACACAUCAACCUUCACAUCCGAGGAGGUUACAUUCUUGCCAGGCAAAGCCCUGCUAAUACAACUUUUUACAGCCGACAAAACCCAAUGGGACUUACUGUUGCUUUGAAUGACAGCCAGCUUGCCCAAGGGCAGCUCUACUGGGAUGACGGGGUUCGCAUCGAUGCCUACGAAGAUGGGGCAUACCUGCUAACGACAUUUACUGCUGAUCAGAAUGGUUUGGAGAUCAGCGUGGUGCACCGGGGUUACGCCGACCCCAAUAACCUGGUGUUUGAGGACAUCAAGGUGCUGGGGCUGAGCACAGCAGUGCAGCUGGUGACGGUAUUGCAGAAGGGGGACGCCAUCCUCUCCGAGCACAAUGUCAACUACGAUGGCACGAGACAG